AUGCACAACAACACCCAAAAAUCACAACCGCAGCCUGAUACACCCGUUAUCAGCAAUGACAAUCGCUCUAUCGUUGGUGGGGAGACCAGUUUCUGGGUCUUUUUUCAGGGGAUCAAUGCUGUUGGCCUGAGCAUCCAUUCAGGCCCGGUUGAUCCUCCAGAAAUACACCAACCAGUCUCUCCCCCUGUUGGUCCAAUACCAAGUCUACUGAAGACUGAUCACGCCCUUGGACUGAGCAUCUAUUUGGACCGGGCUGAUCUUUCUAAGGUUGACCCCAAUCCCUCUGAAGUAAUCACCACUCAAAACACCCUCCAGCACUAUCAUCAUCUCACUCAUGGUACUUGCAUUGCUGCACCUCGAGGUGGGCCAGCCUUCUGCAAGGUUAAAUAUGUUCCUUUUGCCUCCAUGUCUCCUGAACAGAUUCAAGGUUGGGAGAAGCUUGUCUGCCACUUCUUUGAUUGGACCAAUUACGUCGAGGCUGUCAAGAACAAUGGGCCACAAAUGGCGGGAGAUAUGUGGGCUGAUGGAUGGCGUAAGUGCUCAAAGAAAGAAUCCUUUGGAUGUUAUUGCUCUGUUGGUAAACUCGUGAAGAUGAUGCGUCGGGCCAACUACAAUCCUCGAGACAAAGCUACCUCAAUCAAAGAAGCCAGUGACUUCAUCGCAAUCCAACUCCAACAUCUUGCCCCAGGUGUCUUCAAAUCAUACUGCAAAACCCUUAUCAGCAACAACUUGCCAUCCAUGGCUCAUAUGGAAUAUCCCUUGCCUUACAACGCUCUGGAUUUUGCCUCCUUCCUCACGUUCACCAUGUACAACUUCCACAACGGACCCCACAAGGACUCUGACGUGAACAACUGGACUCUUGUCUGCUGGAUUCUUAUUUUCAACCCACGCACCGCUUCAGACAACGGUCCAAUUUUGGCCGAUGAAGGUUUUGAUAUGUUGGGAGGUCAAUUCACCUUUAGGAAACUUCAACUCUGCUUAGACUUGCAUCAUGUUUUAGGUGUUACUCUUUGUGUUUUCAAGUCCAAUUCUCACACACACCAGACUUUUCCUGGAGCUUCUCCAUCUGACAGGUAUACUCAUAUAGAUUUCUCUUGUCAAAUGUCUGAAGCUAUGACUCAUGCUGUAGUUGCGUACAUUAAUGGUACAGCUCCUUCCCCUGAGGUGGCUGGGCAACAAAAACAAAUAUCAAAUGCUCAGAAGAAGUUGUAA
Messenger RNA from Puccinia graminis f. sp. tritici CRL 75-36-700-3, 1212 nucleotides. RefSeq lists its product as uncharacterized. The transcript has 3 exons. The record is from RefSeq and is a predicted model, not a curated record. The coding region runs from base 1 to 1212 and encodes 403 amino acids. Lineage: Eukaryota; Fungi; Basidiomycota; Pucciniomycetes; Pucciniales; Pucciniaceae.